Messenger RNA from Triplophysa dalaica, 1951 nucleotides. It is a transcript of the gene gltpd2b, whose product is annotated as glycolipid transfer protein domain containing 2b. NCBI's taxonomy places the organism in Eukaryota, Metazoa, Chordata, Actinopteri, Cypriniformes, Nemacheilidae. Gene Ontology annotation, cellular component: cytoplasm; membrane; cytosol. The record is from RefSeq and is a predicted model, not a curated record. The coding region runs from base 530 to 1369 and encodes 279 amino acids. Gene Ontology annotation, molecular function: ceramide 1-phosphate binding; ceramide 1-phosphate transfer activity. The transcript has 5 exons. Gene Ontology annotation, biological process: ceramide transport; intermembrane lipid transfer.
AAAUUUCAACACAAGGUUUUAAUGUCCUGCUGCUAUUAAAGAUAAACAGCAUUUUUUUCAGUUGCAAUGAGGAAUGAAAUGACUGCGUUGUUACUGUGAGGGAAAUGCAAGGAAAGAAAGAGAUUGAGCAACAUCACUGGAGCCUGUACAUUACAGAAAGAGCAGGAGAGGAAAUAAGAAAGAGAACACAAACAGCAAAAAGCAGUAGACCACAUAAAGGCAAAUAUUCAACACAGCAUAAAAGGAGGCGGAUGGACAUUGUUAAACAGAUACAAAGAACUGUAACAGAGCAGGAAGUUACAUGUUGAGACUGAAAGGGGUGAACAGGGAUUCGCCUGCCAGUUUCAGGUGGGGUGAAGAACGAAACACCUUCGAAAAAUUGACUUGGACUCUAUGUAAAAGACGUAGAGUUCUGACCACAUUGGUGGAGGAUAAUGUCUGUUGAGGAGAGAGAGUGGGAGCGUGUUCACUGAGAAGGUAAAACGCUACCUGAGGAGACGUAGCAGAAGGAGGAUAUAGAGGUUCAAUUAUGGGAGUCAAAUGCAGGGCUUGUGUGGCCAUCGUACUCAUCCUCUUUUUGCUUGGCUCCCUGUGGCUCUAUGGAAGUCUGGAACAAGAGUGGAAUACAUGUUAUAGAAUUAAUACUUCAAACAAAAAGGUUCUGUCUUUGAAUAUUAGUAAUAGCUCAGAUGAGGGUGAUGCUCCAAUGAUACUUUGUCCUGGUCAGAGGUUUCAAGUUGCUGAUUUGCUGGCUCAUCUUCAGGCGGCACCAGUCUCAGGCAAUGAUGUGCUGCUAAAGCCGUAUCUGGCCAGCUGGGAUGAACUGAUCAAGUUUAUGGAAGCUUUGGGACCAAUGGUGGGCUUAAUAUCUCAAGAAAUCGAGUCAAAGACUUCCAUUAUCCGUAAUCUAGCCCAAAAAGCAACAGUCUCAGGUGACACAUUUGGUUACACUACGAUUCGGUCUAUGAUUGAGUGGGAGCUUGAGAUCGGUUUGGUGGACUUUCAGAAAUAUACGGAAUCAGGCUGUCGGACUCUGUUGCGUUUGCAUCGUGCUCUUCUGUGGCUUCAAAGCUUCCUGCGGGAGCUGGCAAAGGGUAGUGCGGAAGGAGAGCGCAUGCGAAGGCCUGCCGACCUCUGCAGAGAGACUUACCAGCGUACAUUGGCCCAAUAUCAUACCUGGUGGGUGAGAAAAGCUGCGGAGAUGGCCUUUAUCGCUAUACCUGAGAGACCUUACUUCUACCAGUUGGUGUGUGUGGACACGCAGGCGGAAGCAGCUGUGGUGCUGGAGAGGAUGGUGAGAGAGAUAGGAGAACUGUACGAGAGGACUGAAGUAGCUCUCGGGGAACACAAAAUGCUAAACCUACCCUGAGGGAGAGAGGGAUGAUGAAAGAAAUAUUAGGACCAAACUGGCCAUUGAUAAACACCAAUGGUCCAUCAGCGGGACCAUGCCGGGCACAUAAACAUUACAUCAGUGGGAAAGAAACUACAGUAUACAGGUUUUGAACCUAUAUGAGACAUCACUGAAGACAGUUUCUGGAUAAACUACAGUUCAACCUUGAGCAAUAUCAGUUCUUUCGGUAUUACUGAUGUGCUCAAAGAUUAUUUUACUCAAGAAUUAUUAAGACCAGAUGUUUGGGAAUGGAAUAGACAGAUCUCUAAGCAAAAGAGGUAGACUGCUGUUUUGUUUCUAAAAACAUUUAACUUACACUUUACAUACUGAAAGAUAAAAUAUGUUAUUGCCAAUACUUGAGCAGUAAAAUUCCUGGAUUGAUAAAGACCUCUUUGUCUAGAGAAGCGUAAGGUACUGCUCGAUUUACUUCAUAUUGAAUGAAAUCUCAUGUACUUAAGGAACAUACAAACCUGUAAAAGUUAUUUUCAAAGCACAGAACCUCUAACCAAAGAAGUGAAAUGACCUUGUCUUGCAACUAUUAAACAUACUUUGCUUAGUGGA